GGAAACAUGUAAAAAAGUUCGUUUCGUACAACCCCUAAAGUAUUAUGUGCGUACUGGCGAUGGCAUAGUCGGAAAUCAAUAUGAAAAAGUAGUACUAAAUAAAGGUUUUUCAUCACCUGAACUGGGCGACGACUACGUUCAUUUUAUACAGACUAGAGAAAACCCAAACAGUAUUACCGCUGUAAUUCGUUUGCGUUUUAAUAUAAUUUGCACACCCAAUUCUGCAAGGAAUUUUAGAUUUAUUCUGUCGACAUCAGGAGAGGACAUAUACAAGUCUGAUGACGAGGGUAUCUACGAUGCCAGACAUUCAUAUGAACCAUAUACAAAAAAGAUAGAAGUUGCCCGCCUUAUUCCACAUUCAAAUUAUACAGUUCGAGUCAUAACGACAACCGCUGUCGAUAUGAAGCCAGAAACCACAACUCGAACCUUUACAACCCCCGAAGGAGUGCCAAGCCAUAGUCCUGAGUUACAGCCAACUUUUCUUGGAGUGUAUGAUUGUACUGAAAAUAAAAGAAAUGUGACGGUGAACUGGAAGUUUCCAGAUCCGAGGGAACGAAAUGGCGUGAUAAGGAACGUAACCGUGAAAUAUUUUACGAAGAAUUCUAAUCCAAAAUAUAUCAAUCUGCCCAGAGUAACAACAACCACGAUUUUUGGGUUGGAUUGUGAUACCGAGUAUAGUGUACAAGUUCGAGCAUGUUACCAUGGUAACACAAAUUGCAGCGCGUACAGCAAAAUUAGAGUUAUCACGGCCCGCCAUGUCGAUAUUGAUCGCCAAACAGGUGAUGAUAACAAUCGUCGUCCUCUGUGGAUCAGCCUUGGCAUUGGCGUGCCAUUGAUCCUUGUACUUUUCAUAGUGUCUCUGUAUUGUAUUUGCAGGAAAAAAAAGAAAGUACUCGAGCCGCUCACAGAGAAUGACAUCAACGGGUAUUAUAAUCCAGAUGGUAAAGAGUUGUCUGACGUGGGAGAAUAUUGGGGGCUAGAGGACGAUGCAGAAAACAAAUCCGAACAAGCUAGUUCCUAGGCUCACAAGAAACAAGACUGAAUUAUAAGGAGUAAGACUACAGUAUAUCUAUAUGGUUUCAUUGGACAAAUAUCUCAGCUUUUCAACUUUGAACAUUAACUCUGCUCUUCAAAAAUAUAUAGUUAUAUCUCAGUUAUGUAUAAAUAUUAGGUUCGCCUAAUAUGUUAUAUACGCCCCAUAGGUUUUAGGUUGGGAAUUUGUGAAUACCUGCAUGAUCUUGAAAAUCUCACGUUUUCAAAAAAAAAUUGCUUAAAUAAUAUGGCAAUAAAAAUUAUCUCUGUUUUGUUGAAAAGAAAAUUUACUCUUCUUAUUAAGCCUGUUUAGGAAAUUUGUUUAUCUUCAUGCGCAAGAUAUUGGCGAUCAAAAACAUCGGAUAUCGAGAUAUAUCCGCCAUCUUGUUUUGUAAUGAGACUCUAGU
Molecule: messenger RNA, 1439 nt
Organism: Dendronephthya gigantea
Lineage: Eukaryota; Metazoa; Cnidaria; Anthozoa; Malacalcyonacea; Nephtheidae
Product: ephrin type-A receptor 8-like
Exons: 9
Coding region: 401-1021 (206 amino acids)
Molecular function (GO): protein binding
Source: RefSeq, a predicted model, not a curated record